This is a messenger RNA of Schizosaccharomyces cryophilus OY26, 1101 nucleotides long. RefSeq names its product RNA polymerase II transcription termination factor. Gene Ontology annotation, biological process: mRNA 3'-end processing. Bases 1 to 1101 code for a protein of 366 amino acids. Gene Ontology annotation, cellular component: RNA polymerase II, holoenzyme. NCBI's taxonomy places the organism in Eukaryota, Fungi, Ascomycota, Schizosaccharomycetes, Schizosaccharomycetales, Schizosaccharomycetaceae. The transcript is spliced from 4 exons. The record is from RefSeq and is a predicted model, not a curated record. Gene Ontology annotation, molecular function: RNA polymerase II C-terminal domain binding.
AUGGCGCUUACUCCAGAAAUCGUUUCUGCGAAAUUAGUGUCCUUAAAUGAGACCCAAGAGAGUAUAACAGGAAUCGCACAUUGGGUUAUUUAUCACAAACGAUAUGCGAAUGAAAUUAUUCAACUGUGGUUAGAAUCGCUACGCGAAGCUCCGCCCAACAAAAAGCUGCUCCUACUAUAUUUAAUUAAUGAGGUUGUCCAGCAGUCUCGUGUAAAAAAGAUCACUGAUUUGAUUGACGCUGUUGCACCUUUUGUCGUAGAAGCUGUUCCACAAGCAUAUGCAAGUUGUCCUUCUACCAUAAAAACUAAGAUCAAAUACGUAUACGACGUUUGGUGCCAGCGUGCUAUAUUCUCGAAAAAAAUUUUAACGGAUCUUCAGAAUAAAUUUAUGGAAGCGGAUUAUAAUCGUCUUGGUCAACCUUCAGCUGUUGAUCAACCCGAAUGGAUGUCUCUUUCUAAACUUUUUGUGGAAACAUCAAUCCAUGCAAAAUCUUCAGCUACAACGAAAAGUGCUGUUGAUGUCUUAUACAAAUCGUUUCAUGAAAAGCCAUCAGAUGAUCCACAGCUAAAUGAUAAGUUUAAAGCUCAGCUUAUAAACGCGGUAUCUUCCUGCGAAAAAACACACCGUCUUUGUCUUGAAUCCCGCCUGGCUUUAAUAUCAUCUUUAGAGACAUUGUUGAACAAGCAAAGACAGUUAGUAGAAGAAGAAGAAGCAAACGUUUCAGAGUUGACAAAUAUACUCGCGGUCGUUGAAGGAAGAAAUCCUCCCGUCAAUGAAAGCCCAGUGGAUGCUAAUACCUCAGAAGAUCCUAACUAUAACAGUGAUGAUGCAUAUUCUCCAGAGGUAGACUCUUAUUCCCCUCCCAUAGAUCAUGCUCCUUAUUCUGCUGAUCUCAAUUCCGUCGAACCAAACUUUCCUCCUCUACCUCCCUCAGUUGCUUCAACACACAGAGAGCAAGACAACUCCUACGAUAACAUACCGAACGAAGAGCAAGAUCACGAGGAAAAGGCUGUAUCUUCAGACCAUUUUCAAACUUUUCAAAAAGAAGGGUCAGCUUCUUCUGAAGACUCUAUAGCGGCGGGACUUUAUCCUGACAAUUAG